Molecule: messenger RNA, 978 nt
Organism: Chlorella variabilis
Lineage: Eukaryota; Viridiplantae; Chlorophyta; Trebouxiophyceae; Chlorellales; Chlorellaceae
Exons: 7
Coding region: 1-978 (325 amino acids)
Biological process (GO): tRNA methylation; cytoplasmic translation
Cellular component (GO): cytoplasm
Molecular function (GO): tRNA methyltransferase activity
Source: RefSeq, a predicted model, not a curated record
AUGGGCAGGACCUCCAAGGACAAGCGCGACAUUUACUACCGAAAGGCCAAGGAGGAGGGGUGGCGUGCACGGAGCGCGUUCAAGCUGCUGCAGAUUGAUGAUGCCUUCCACAUAUUCGCUGGCGUGCGCCAUGUAGUGGACCUGUGUGCUGCGCCCGGCAGCUGGAGCCAGGUGCUGAGCCGCCGGCUGUACCUGCCCGCGGUGGCGGCAGGGCGCACCGGCGAGCAGCUGCCCAAGAUUGUGGCUGUGGACCUGCAGCCCAUGGCUCCCAUAGAGGGCGUGACGCAGCUGCAGGGCGACAUCACUUCUGAGGCCACCGCCCGCCAGGUCAUCUCCCACUUCCACGGCCACCACGCAGACCUGGUGGUGUGCGACGGCGCGCCAGACGUCACGGGGCUGCACGACAUGGACGAGUUUGUGCAGGGCCAGCUGAUCCUGGCAGCCCUGGCCAUUGUGGCCCACGUGCUGGUCCCAGGGGGCACCCUUGUGGCCAAGGUCUUCCGCGGACGCGACAUCGCCCUGCUCUACUCCCAGCUCAAAAUCUUCUUCCCAGAUGUCACGGUUGCCAAGCCCAAGAGCAGCCGCAACUCGAGUAUCGAGGCAUUUGUGGUGUGCCGCCGCUACGCGCCGCCGCCUGGGUUCGAGCCUGAGCAGCUGCAGGCGCUGCUGCACAGCGCUUGGCAGGCAUAUGGGCCAGACACCCAGCACAGUCCGCUGAUGCGGCAGCUGGUGCCCUUCCUGGCCUGUGGAGACCUGGAUGGGUGGGAUGCCGAGGCCUCGUAUGAUCUGCCCGCUGAAGGCUACGUGAGCCUGCCGCCGGUGCAGCCGCCCACAGCGCCUGCUUACCGGCGAGCUAUUGAGAGGAUGAAGGGAGCUGCACCUGCCAGGGAAGACAGCGGGGACGGCAGCCAUGUGGCAGUGAUGGCGACAGCAGCAGGUGCAGCAGCAGCAUCAGCAGUCCUGCAUGAGUUGCCUUAG